AUGACGGCACCUGUAAGCAGUCCAGUAGAUGAUCUAAAUCUUCCUGAAGAUGCCAUUAUUGAAAGUCAACUUGAAAAAGUGUUUGGUGAUUCUGCAAUCGUAAACGAAACAAUUGAUGAUCAAGAAAGUUAUUCAGUGAGUUCCUUGAUUAAUAUUUUAGAUACAGAACAAUUAUCUGAUGAUCCACCAAUACAGGUUACAAAUGAAUAUAUGUCACAGGAAAAAUCUGGCGAACCACCAAUACAGAUUACAAAUGAAUAUAUGGAGACACAGAAAAAAUCUGGAACACAGGAAGAAUGGAGACAAGAAGCAUAUGUCAGCGAAAGAGACAUUGAAAUUCAAGAAUGUUUAGAUGAGAUUUGUGGAGAAUCCAUCAAUAGGUAA
Messenger RNA from Parnassius apollo (apollo), 384 nucleotides. The record is from the annotation of a GenBank genome assembly. NCBI's taxonomy places the organism in Eukaryota, Metazoa, Arthropoda, Insecta, Lepidoptera, Papilionidae.